Fusarium subglutinans is the source of this 2007-nucleotide messenger RNA. RefSeq lists its product as uncharacterized. The record is from RefSeq and is a predicted model, not a curated record. Bases 1 to 2007 code for a protein of 668 amino acids. NCBI's taxonomy places the organism in Eukaryota, Fungi, Ascomycota, Sordariomycetes, Hypocreales, Nectriaceae. The transcript has a single exon.
AUGGCCACGACAGACAAACCUCGGCGACGGUUUGUUCCAGAGCCCAUUGAGACCACAUUUUCAACCAGUCGAUCAAGCAAUAGAUCGGAUGAGAAAAAGACGCCUCGCACAAUGAGACCUAAUCCCGAACCUACACCCGAGCCCUCGCCUCGUUCUCCCUCGCCUGGUUUGAACGAGUUGCAGAAGAAGCAUCAGCAGCGACCAAAGCGACGCUUCGCUCCUCAGUUGAUCGAAUCAUCCCGUAGAAGCCGCAGAGUUGGAGAUGCAGGACCUGCGACCAAACCUAGCGACAAGACCGACAUUACCCCUUACACAAAGAACAUUUACACCGCUACAAAACACCGCGGCAGACGACGAGAUGAUGCCCACGAAUCCCCUUCCAAUGGCCCCAGACGUCGCGAAUCCGAGGACGAGAAUGUCGUUCAGUUUUUGCUAGAGAUUGCUGCGAAGGAGGCAGAGCGCCAGAUGCAGGAGGCCGCUCUGGCCGCGUUCCCCAACAGUCAUGUUCGUGAAGGAAACGUCGAUCAUUUUUACUUCCGUGAGAGUUCAGGAAGCGAUCAAUCUCCCGAGAGCACUUCUCCCAUGCAUGAUCACCAUGGCCAGCUCGUUAAACACCAUCACAAUGUGCGGCGGCAAUCGUCCGACAGCAAUCUCGGCUGGUGGCAUAAACACAUGCAGGAGCAUGUCGAGGCCAAGCAGGAGCAGGAACAGCAGCAGAAGGACGAGGAUGCUAUGGCGAUUGACGAGAAGCCUGGGGAGAUGGACACCCUCGUUGAAGAACCUGCAGUGGAAGCACCAGCGGUUAGGAAAGACGAGGACGUUAUGAUGCGAACCGAUACAGCAGACCUCGAUGCAAUGGAUCUCGAACCUCCUCCAGAUCCGAUGUGGACCACCUCAAACACCCCUCGUGAUAGUAGUAGCAAGCGGUCAUCGAUCGGUGUUAGUGGUCCGAUUGGUGAGACGCAUAUGCCGCUGCUCGAUACAGAAUCUUAUUUGACAGCCGAGCAACGCAGUAAGGCAUCGUCCCCGGCACCUGCAGCAUCCCGACACAUUGGCGAAUCUACGAUGCCCUUCAUCCCGUCGGCCCCGGCCGUUGGCUCUGCGGAUGUUCCGUACGCCAAAGCUUCUCAAAUACCCCCAGACACCGGCGGCUUUGCUGCCACGCGCAACCUCGCCCGACCCUUCGGAUACCGACCUUUCGGACGCGGAUCGCCUGCUCCCUCGUUCCAGAAGAGACGUCUGGGUGUCACACCGCCCAUGCUCGGCAAAGAUCUCGUCUUCCGGAGGUGUCCGUCUCCCAAGCAGACCAAGCUCGAGCCCGAUCACCCAUUCGCAGAACGCCAUGCUGAAGAGAAGUUCCGGGAUCUUUCGGGUCAGAAUGGUCUUUGGAGAGGCUAUUGCUUCAGAUCAGACUCGAAUGAUAACUACCUAGUGCCAGCAGACCUGCAUGCCCCACCGAUGCUGGCCACGCCCAGACCGGCGGCCACUCCCGGUGACGCUUCAAAAAUCAGCUCUCCACCAUACACAGACGAGCCUGUCAUGAUCGGAGCAGCCAAUGGCCAGGCCAACGGCAUAGCGCAGCACCGGGCACGGGCCGGUCCCCCCAAGGGACUCCACAUGCUGCAUGGUAUCAAUGAGCGUCUGCAGAAGGAAAAGGCACAUGCAGAGCUCGAAGAUAAGAUUGAUCAGGAGUUUGAUGAUAGCUUUGUCACCCAAGUGUACAACUAUCUAUCGCUAGGCUAUCCCGCUAUGGCCCGCGCUUUUGAUGGCGAGCUUUCACGGAUCAGCUUGAUGAGUAUUGAGGACCUUGAGAGAGACGAUGAGAAGCAACUCGCCCAAGGCCACCUCGUCGAAUCAGAGGCCGACAAGCCUCGCGAUCAGAGAUGCCCUCGAUGGCAUGCUCUUCAAUCCUAUAUUAAGGAGUGGGCUAGACAGCACCCCAACCUCGACAGCAUGGACCCCGUUGGAUGGGGUGUCCGAGAACGACGAGGCAGCUGGGCUGUCUAG